This is a messenger RNA of Cryptomeria japonica (Japanese cedar), 1038 nucleotides long. Its product is annotated as cytochrome P450 703A2-like. The transcript has 3 exons. The coding region runs from base 1 to 1038 and encodes 345 amino acids. The record is from RefSeq and is a predicted model, not a curated record. Gene Ontology annotation, molecular function: oxidoreductase activity, acting on paired donors, with incorporation or reduction of molecular oxygen; iron ion binding; monooxygenase activity. Lineage: Eukaryota; Viridiplantae; Streptophyta; Pinopsida; Cupressales; Cupressaceae.
AUGAGAAGAAAGCAUUUGAAGCUACCUCCUAGUCCACAAAGAUGGCCCAUUGUGGGAAACUUGUUACAAAUUGGUCGUGUUCCACAUUUAGGAAUGCAAAAAUUUACUCAAAAAUAUGGCCCCCUUGUUUACAUUCACAUUGGAAUGGUGCCUACAGUUCUGACAGAUGACCCCAAAUAUGUAAAGGAGUUCUUAUUGAAGCAAGACCAUUUUUUUUCUUCAAGGCCAAAGAACAUUGCUUCAGAACACUUCACAUUUGGGGGCAAUGACAUUGCUUUUGCUCCAUAUGGUCCACAUUGGAAGGAAGUGAGAAGAAUUUGCUUAAUGGAGCUUUUGAGUCCAAAGAGGAUAGACUCUUUUAGACAAGGAAGAAUUGAAGAAGUCCAAUGCAUGGUGAAGGAUGUAUAUAGGGAAUCUUUGGAACGAAAAAGUAUUAACAUGAGAAACCUCUUUGGGGAUCUCAUAAGCAAUGUUAUUACUAGGAUGGUGUUGGGCCAAAGAUAUUUUGGCCUAAAAGGUGCAGGUCCUGAGAUAGCUAUUGAACACAAGGCCAAAAUUUAUGAGUCAUUUUCCCUUAUUAAUGGAUUCAAUAUUGGUGAUUAUCUUCCAUUCUUGAGGCCUUCAGAUCUACAAGGACAGGAAGGACAAAUGACAGAAAUAAUGAAGUGGGUUGAAAAACUAUAUGGUUCAAUAAUUCAAGAGCAAACCCUUGAACUCGAGAAAAGCAAUGAAACAGAGCCCUUGAACUUUGUUCAUACACUAUUAAAAGCUAAAAGUCAAGAUAAUAUGUUGAACAUGAUGAAGAUCAAAGCCAUUCUCAUUGAUAUAUUUGUUGCAGGAACAGAUACUUCUUCUACUACCAGUGAAUGGACAAUGGCUGAGCUCCUAAGGAAUCCUAAAUAUAUGACCAAAGUACGUGAAGAAAUUGAUGCGGUUGUUGGGCAAGGACGACAUGUAGAAGAGUCUGAUUUGAUGAAUUUGACAUAUUUGAGGGCUAUUGUUAAAGAAGAAGGAGAGGUUGUCCAGGAGAAACUCUAG